This is a messenger RNA of Scylla paramamosain (green mud crab), 5919 nucleotides long. RefSeq lists its product as uncharacterized. The coding region runs from base 159 to 2378 and encodes 739 amino acids. The transcript has 9 exons. The record is from RefSeq and is a predicted model, not a curated record. Lineage: Eukaryota; Metazoa; Arthropoda; Malacostraca; Decapoda; Portunidae.
AGGAAGAGAAGCACGCGUUCUGAUUGGUUAAAAGGAACAGGAAAAACAUUAAUGGCGACUUGACGAACACAAACACUGGCUUAUCAAGGAGUGGGGGGAUAGUUUAGCUAUACUAUCGCCUUAAUAUAGGUGUUAUAGUGAGCCAUGGCGUGGUGGUGAUGGGGGAGGUGACCACAAAUAGGAAGGACAUGGAGGAGCAGGCGUGUGGGGCUUUAAAUACAGAGCCUAAUGAGGUGGAUGAGCGGGAGGAGGCGGUGGCAGCGGCGGUGGCGGUGGUGGGUGCCAGUGCCCGACGUGGGGUGGUCACCUUGUGUGCCAGCGUGGCCCACAUCAUCAGGAAGAACUUGAGGCUACAGCAGCAGGUGAAGGAGCUGGAGGGGCGUCUGAGGGCACUAGAGAGACUCACCUCGGAGGACAGUGCCGCGAGCCACUGCCAGGAAUGCAGCAGUGCCAUCAGCCAGUCCACCUCAGACAGCCUGCCAGAGUCGCCUUCGUCACAGAGAUGCGGGUCGGCCCCCCCUCACUUCCUGGCGGGGUCCCUCAGGCCAUGUGGUGGUCCAGGGGCAGCACCAAGGAAGGCAAGCGACCCAGGGAGUGGGGCCACCUUCCUGCGGGGCCACACCAGGGCCUCCACUGGGAACCUGAGUCGCUGUGGCCCCACCCUGGCACCCUUUGUGAGGAGGAAGUACAGUAGCAUCAGUCUGCGGAGAGUGAAGCGACACACGCCCUCUGCUGCCAUAAUGGGGAGGGCAGCAACGGUGGGCAGUGAGGGAAGCAGCAACAGCCUGGAGCAGAACAGCACCACCAGCACCACCAGCAGCAGGUCUUGUAUUGUGACAGUGGCGGAGGUGUACUCGACCCCUGCAAGUGUUGAUACCACCACCACCACCACCACCAACAACAACAACAACAACAACAACAACACGGAGGGUGAGGCUGUGAAGUUGCUGGCAAAGAAGCUGACCAGUGUGCUGCAGGAGGACAGCACACAGCAGCACCAGCAGGAGGACUCUGAGGACAUGGUCCUGUGUGCUCCUCAUCCCUUGGCCGGCUGUCAGUGUGUGCUGUGUCUGCAACUCUCCACAGACUCCGACACUGUGCCUUAUGAGAUUGUCACAGAUGAGGGGUCGCUGCUUCCCCGUGGCAGUGCAGUGCUGGUGAGGGGGAGACGCGUUGGCACUGUUGUUUACUUCGGCCACCGCAAGCACCAGGCAAGAGGCAGUGACGGCCCUGCGGCACCCCUGCUUCCCCCUCCAGCCCCCGGCACCCAUGACUUACCGGCGGACGAGUGUGCCAGGAGCCUCGCGUGUCCCCUGGGAGUGACGGUGCAGCUGUGGCCCCCUGACGAGGGGGAGGUGUUUGUGCCUCUUAACGACGUCAUCUGCCAGCUGGACGAGGGCGGCGACAGCAGCAUUGGCAGUGUAGAGGAAGCACCAACACUGAGGGAAGGCGACGACACCCACAGUAACAACAGCAGCAGCAGACGUGACAGUGAGGACAUGAAUUCUCACACCGCAGACUUGGACCACACCCUAACAGACACACACACCAGCCAGGACAUAGGACGCUUGAUACAGGACACGUGGGCAGAGGAGCAAGUGCAUAGCGUCACCAAGGACCCCAGGCACACAAGAGAACACCUUAGCAUCUCUGUGGCUGAAGCAGGACACAGGACACAAGGGACAGUGGACAAGGAUGGCUAUGGUGAGUGUGGUGAGGACAUGGGGCACCACGGAGGCCGCCACUUCAGCUCUGUGUCGGACACCAGCUCCACGUGUGAGUCCCUGGGCAGCAGAGGCAUGGAGGACGUGUCUAGGGGUCCUGCAGGAUACCAUGGGUCGAGAUCGGAGGCACUACCAAGACGCUCGAAGGUCAUGGGUUCUGAUCAGCGGUGCCUGGAGUGCGAGGGCGACAUAGAGAGCCGCGUGGGUGACUUGCAUCGCCACCCGUCUCAAGGGCCUAUCAGAUACCAUGGGUCACAGUCGGAGGCAUUACCAAGACGCAUGAAGGUCACGGGGUCGGAUCAGCGGUGCCUGGAGUGUGAGGACGACCUGGAGAGCCAAUACUCAGAGUGUGACAAGGGGAAGCUGCAGUUUGGCGACACCUGGGAUUCUGGCUGCUACAUGAGCCUCGGCCGACAUAGCAGCGAGUGUUCCGAGCAGUUUUCUGACCCGGAGAGUGAGUAUGGAAGCACGGGGCAUCCUUGGGGCAGCAGUCUGGAGGAGGCCCUCAACUCAGUGUGGCAGAAACACAAGCACGGGGACACCCUCACUCCAUACCUCAGGAGGACGCCGGCAGACACCUUCGUACUGGAUUCGGAGGUUGAGUUGCAGGAUUACCGAGGGCAUGGGAAGAUCAGGGAAGACACAGUAUGUUGAGGGAAGGCAGCUGGAUGACUCAACAGCUGCACCAGUGACAGUAGAGACCCCAUCACUGCUGCAUACUACUACUACUACUACUACUGCUGCUGCUGCUGUUCACCACCACCUCUUCCUCCUCCUCCCAGCACAGCAGACUGAGGUCAUGCCACAGCACUGCUCGCUUCCCUCCUCCACCUCCUGUUCUGUGGACGGAUAUAUUUUCCAUUACUUUUAAAUCCCGGACACUUGCAUGACUUGUGCUUUAGUAAUCUCACUACAGCAAACCCUACAUUAAUCAGGUCUUCUGGCUAAAAUCUGUUAAAAAUAUAUAAUUAAUUUUUUUUUGUAUAAAAGAUGGUAUCAAAAUUUUCUACAAGUUGACUCAAAAUAUCCAAAGAUUUAAGAUAUUUUAAAUGCUGAAAAUCCACUCGAAUUUCCUGCUUGAAGGGAUAUUGUUAAAAUGACUCCCUCUUGAACUUUGUCUAAUUCCAACUGUGUUCUUCAAGUAAAUGGGUACCCAGUUUGUAGUGAAGACUCCUGAACCAUCCAGACUUGCGAGAGGAAAGCAGCCAGUCAGCUGAUGGAAGAAAACAAUACCAGUAAAUAAUGAGAAGGUGAGAAUAUGUGAUAAAAUGAAGGACCAGUAAAUAGUGAGAGAAGAUCAGAAUAUAGGGAAAAAUAAAACAAUGAGAGGUGAAAAUAGAAAAAAAUGAAGGACCAGUAAAUAGAGAAGGUCAGAAUAUGGGGUAAAAUAAUAAAAAAAAGGCCAGUAGAAUAAUGAGAGAGGAAAGGUCAGAAUAAUAAUGAGAUAAAAUAAAGUCAGUCAAAUGCCAAUGAGAGAAGACAAGGACAGCAGAAUAAUGAAAGAGAAAAGGCCACAAUAAUGAGAUAAAAUAGUCAGUCAAGUAUCAAUGAGAGAAGAAGAGGCCAGUAUGAUGAUGAUGAUAAGUAAAAUGAGGAGACAAUAAGAACAGAAGUAAAAUAAUGCGAAUAAGGAGAAAAAAUAGACAAUGAGAGGAAAAAGAGACAGUAAGGAGAGAAAUAGAAGAGAUGAUGAUGAGAAAAAUAAAACAUAAUAAGGAGAGAAAAUAGAGACAAUAAAGAGAGAAAUAAAAUAGAGACAAUAAGGAGGGGAAUAAAAUGACGAGACAAAACAGCGAGUCAACAAACAACGCUGAAUUUUACCACAUGAAGGGUUUGCUGUACUACUUAGCAUUGAAGUCUAGUUGUUAAGGUAUAUUUACAUUUUAAACGGUUAUUUUCUUGUACGAUACAUUAACUAUUUUCUUACACCUGGCUUAGUUAACAUUGUAUAAUCUCACUAACGCAUUUUCAACGAUAUUUAGCUGGUAGUUUUUACGUUGAUGGAUUGUGAUGCUUUUAAUCAGUUUUUAUCAUUUAUGUUUUGAUUACUUUUAUUACUCGACAAAAUGCUGCUUUAUUUUUGUAACCUUUUGACUGCAAAUGGGACAGUGUGUACUCCUCAACACGUGGCAGUGCUUGUGUGUUGCCACGUGCCACUGCAGACUGACAAUCUCCAGUGGGGCUGUUGAGGGUUGUCCAGGAUAAUGCCACACAUCACUUAGGAACCUGGAACGAUGAUUUUGCUGUGCACUAAAAAGUUUUAAGUCGUUAUGGUCUUUGUGAAUUUUGAAAUCUUUAACAAUGAUUCAAUUUUAACUAGACACUAAAAAGUUGUAAUUUGUUAUGCUCUUUGUGAAUUUAGGAAUCUUUAACAAUGAUUUAAUUUUAACUACACACCAAAAAAGUUGUAAUUCAUUAUGCUGUUUAGGAAUUGAGGAAUCUUGAACAGUGAUUUAAUUUUAACUGCAGACACUGAAAAGUUUGAAUUCAUUAUGCUGUUUAGGAAUUUAGGAAUCCAUAACAAUGACUUCAAAUUUAACUACACGCACUAAAAAGCAAUUCUUAGUUAUGAUAUUUUUCACAGUAACUCUAAACACUUUGAGGGGCGUGACCUUGGCUGCACUACAUCAGCCUUCAAGUCCCGGCAGUCAAGCGGUCCAUGCGAGGAAGAGUAUUUUUGUUGCUUGAGGUGGAUAUUGUUACUCCUGUGUACUUAUCUGUGGAAACCAAAUAUUUUAGUUUGUCCUAAGUGUUAAUAUUACCGUGGAAACCAAAUAUUUUAGCUCAUACCAAAUGUUAGUCACGGAGAUACACUGAUAUUCAGAGACAGUCGGAAAACAGAUUACUUAUUUUUGUUGACGAAAACUUAGCUGAUAAUAAUGUCACUCAUAAACACACUGCUGUAAAACCUCAGAUAAAAGUUUACUGCCUGACAUUUUUGCUACUUCAUGGGGAAACAGGAAAAAGUCAUUGUCUUCAUGGAAACUAGUGACUUUUUUCCUCAAAUUUGAGUAAUAAUGAGCCAGAACAUUGUCUCUGCUUGGGAAAUAAGACUCUGACUUUCAUAUUAACCUUCAAAAUGACAAUUACAGACCAUUAAUACUCUGGACACAUUAGACAUGACAAAGUGACCCAGCAGAUACAGAAAUUACUCAAAAUGACCCAAAAUAUUACCCAGAACUUGAAAAAAAAAAAAAAAAAAAAAAAAAUCAAUAAAUAAAAAAAAAUAAAUAAAUAAAAUGAAAUAAAAAAAAAAUCAAUCAAAAUUAUUCUAGCAGUUUGUUUACAAGUGACAAGAACACAAGCUCUCAUUUCUCAGACUAUUCCUUUCAUGCAAUAGUUCAAAUACCAAGCCUUGAAAUAUUGAAAACCUAAACCCAUCUGUGCUAUCAAGUAGUCAACAUUGUGAAGGGGUGUAGUGUUCCUUACCUGACUGAAUACUCUCUGAUCCAGUCUCUCUGCCUGCCUGCCUGCCUGUCUGUCUGUCUGCUGCCAUGGCCGGAUCUGCUGUCUUCUUUCACCUGUGGCUUCCAUUCUGUCUACCAUUCACCUGCACCCUCUCUCCUGUCUGCUGUCACUGUAUAAAAAGUUUGAGGAGCAGUAAUCUUUAUUUGCUGUUCCACCCUGCUUCAAAACACUGGAAAAAAGCUGUCUGGUUUUAAAUUCUGCCUCUUGUCAGUCCAUCAGUUUUGUUGCAAUAAGAAUGGUAAUUAUAUCUUUUAACUCAACAUGGGCACCUCCAGCAGACUUGGCUAUCAAAUUUGUAUUACAUAUUAAAGGGGGCGCGGUGAAAAUUACUUGAGAAUUUGUUUACAAGUGACAAAAACUUAUCACUUUUUUUUUUUUCCAUGCUAAUUUUCUGCCAAACCUUUAAGUACUAAAAUAAGAACCACUUGAGUAUUUAAUCCUUCUCCAGCAUUUAUUCUGUCCAUUACUCAUCUGACACAGCAUCCUCUCUCCUCUCUCUCUCUCUCUCUCUCUCUCUCUCUCUCUCUCUCUCUCUCUCGUGGCAGCAGCACAGCAGGUGUCAGUGAGGCAGGUGCUAGUUCAAGUCCUGCCAGUGUCAGUUUGGUGCUGUGUCGUGCAACGGAUGGUGCUACGCUUUUCGUCAUUUAGUUUAAUUUUUACGUGUGUUUGUAAGGCAUUUCCAUUAUGUAGUGGUAGAUACUCUUGGAAAUAAAAAUUAUCAAUACUA